Molecule: messenger RNA, 474 nt
Organism: Thyridium curvatum
Lineage: Eukaryota; Fungi; Ascomycota; Sordariomycetes; Thyridiales; Thyridiaceae
Exons: 1
Coding region: 1-474 (157 amino acids)
Source: RefSeq, a predicted model, not a curated record
AUGGCCUCCACCGACUCCAAGUCCCAGGUCUGCCCCGUCGUCGGCACGACCAACUCGGUCCUGCCGCCCGACCACCCGGACGUCGACCUCUCCAAGUCGGGCCAGACCUGCCCCGUCGUCGGCGCCUCGACCGACCACCACCACAACCUGCACAAGCACCCGCAGGUGCCCCACCCGCUCGCCGCCACCACCUCGGGCGGCACGGCGCCGGACGCCCAGGCCUGCCCGGCGCUGCGCAAGGCCGUCGGCGAGCCCAAGAGCCGCCAGAUGGACGACGAGAUCUGCCCCGUCGUCGGCACCGCCACCACCGUCCUCCCUCCCGACCACCCGAGCACCGAGGGCAAGGGCGACGAGGCCGAGUGCCCCGUCACCAAGGCCCGCGUCGGCCACCACAAGGGCAAGGUCUCGGGGCACCCCGACGUCAGCCAUGCCAAGGAGGGGGCUGUCUGCCCUGUCGUCGGGACCAGGGCAUGA